Pedinophyceae sp. YPF-701 is the source of this 792-nucleotide messenger RNA. NCBI's taxonomy places the organism in Eukaryota, Viridiplantae, Chlorophyta, Pedinophyceae. The record is from the annotation of a GenBank genome assembly.
AUGUCCACCUUCGCCGGCGGGGACGGUCUCAAGAAGCGCUUCUACAAGACCGCAGACGUCGCCGAGGUCGAGGACGGCUGGGCAGUCACGCUGGACGGUCGCCGCCUGCGCACGCCCGCGCAGGCGGCCCUGGCCCUCCCCUCCCAAGACAUGGCGGCCGCCGUGGCUGCCGAGUGGCAGUUCCAGAGCGCGCAACACAUCCGCCCGUACACCAUGCCCAUCUUCUCCCUCAUCUCUACCGCCGUCGACGUGUACGCCCAGCCCGGCCACCGCGAGCGCGUCGUCGACGCCCUGUGCCAGUUCCUGCCCGCCGACGUCGCGUGCUGCCGGCACGAGCCCGACACGCCGCUGGCCGCGCGGCAAGCGGAGCGCUUCGACCCGCUGAUCGCCGAGGCGAACGACGCGGUCCCGGGCCUCGGCCUCGUCGCCAGCGCGAGCCUGUGGGGCGCCGAGCACUCAGCGUUCACCACGGAGUCGGCGGGGGAGUUCCUGCGCUCCCUGGGGGACUUGGAGCUCGCGGUCUUCGAGGAGCUCUGCCGCGCGACGCGGAGCUUCGUGAUCAGCUUCGCGCUCUUCACGGGCCGCGUGGGCGCCGCGGAGGCGGUGGAGCUGUCGCGGCUGGAGGAGAGCGCACAGAUUCGGGAGUGGGGUCUGGUGGAGGGCGGGCACGACAUUGACAUCGCGGACCUCGAGGCGAGGCUGGCGGCGUGCGAGGCGAUGCUGUGGCUCGUGCGCAGGGCGGGUGCGGCGGCCAGGAAGGACCUCGUCGUGGGGCUGCAGGCCGAGGUGUGA